GCGCGCGCCCGCCCGCCGCGCCCGCCCUCCUCCCCUGCGGCUCCGCCGGCUCUCGGACCCGGGGGCGGCCUGUGGCGCCCGAGCCCGGCCGGACUGCGCGCCUCGGACCUUGAGGGGAAACAUGCAUUUGGCUCGGAUCGGCUUAGAUUCUUAGUUUGGGGUCCCCGCCCGCGCCUGCUUCUUCCGCCCCUCGGGGGCUCUGUCUCUGCCCUCUCUCUCUGGUUUUUUCUUUUUGAUUCCCCCCUCCCUCUCUCCGGGUCUCCUUUUUGCCCCCCUCCCCCCUGUAUGCUCGCCCAGCCCUCCCCCCGCUGCUGAGAGGUGGGGGAGGGUCUCGGCCUCCAGGUUCCCGCCCCGCCGGGGCCCGGGCGAGCAUGGGGGGCAAGCAGAGCACGGCGGCCCGCUCCCGGGGCCCUUUCCCGGGGGUCUCCACCGAUGACAGCGCGGUGCCUCCGCCUGGAGGGGCGCCCCACUUUGGGCACUACCGGACCGGCGGCGGGGCCAUGGGGUUGCGCAGCCGCUCGGUCAGCUCGGUGGCGGGCAUGGGCAUGGACCCCAGUACGGCCGGAGGGGUGCCCUUUGGCCUCUACACCCCCGCCUCCCGGGGGACCGGCGACUCCGAGAGGGCGCCCGGCGGCGGAGGGUCUGCGUCUGACUCCACCUAUGCCCAUGGCAAUGGUUACCAGGAGACCGGCGGCGGUCACCAUAGAGACGGGAUGCUGUACCUGGGCUCCCGAGCCUCGCUGGCGGAUGCUCUACCUCUGCACAUCGCACCUAGGUGGUUCAGCUCUCACAGUGGUUUCAAGUGCCCCAUUUGCUCCAAGUCUGUGGCUUCUGAUGAGAUGGAAAUGCACUUUAUAAUGUGUCUGAGCAAACCUCGCCUCUCCUACAAUGAUGAUGUGCUGACUAAAGAUGCGGGUGAAUGUGUGAUCUGCCUGGAGGAGCUGCUUCAGGGGGACACGAUAGCCAGACUGCCCUGCCUGUGCAUCUAUCACAAAAGCUGCAUAGACUCAUGGUUUGAAGUGAACAGAUCUUGUCCGGAACACCCUGCGGACUGACCCUGCCAGGCUUGCUUGCCGACUCCUCUCAAAGGUUUAUUUUAUUUAUUCCAAGUAAAUGCCCAGAACAGCUGAUGAUGUCAGACAAACCGGGGACACUUGCUCUUUUUACCUUCACCUCAAAAUCUGAUGGCAUGGGGAGAAGAAAAAGCAAGGGCGCGAGUGAGGCAGAGGGAGUGGAGCCUGGCGCAUGGCGCGGGCCAAAUUCCCAGCAUGAUGCUUGGCUUCUGGGGGACCUGCCUGGACCGAACCACAGACACCCCGCCAGCCUGCCCUCGGGGGGACCACAGACACCCCGCCAGCCUGCCCUCGGGGGGACGUGCUGCUGCCACCAAGGGAUGCAGCAGUGGCCUCAGCCAGACGGAGCACAGCUGACUUCUUCUGACUCAUACAGGGACAGACAGCCCCUGUUCCUGGGAGGAGGCUCCUCGGACACUGGACAGAGCUGAGCUUGGGACCCCCAGAAGGAACAGGGCACCCCUUCUGCACUGACUUCCAGAAAUCGGUCCUCCUUCCUCCUCGAGGACACCCAGUCAGAUGAGAGCGAGUCUGAGAGAAGAGUGAAUCUACUGCUAUCCUUCCCCUCACCCUCCGCCCAGGAGGGAAAAGGGCAUUUUCUUUUUUCACCUUUGAAAAGUGUGUGGGUCUGUCUUCAAAGUGUUUACAAAAAAAAAAAAUUAUAUAAAAAAAAGUCUAGUGUCGACUGGUGUUUUCCCUCGUGAUGUUUACAGAUUGCUGUUUGCUGCCCAGCUGUAACCCACUCAGUGACAGACCACACAUAGCCAUGUCCUCGCUGCCAGCCCGACGGCAGGCGGCACAGUCCCUUCCUUUGCCCAGCGCCCCACUUGGCUCUCUGCAUCACCAACCUCUCUACCUUGAGAGUUUGGGGUUGUUUUUUGGUUUUGUUUUUCCAUAUUUGUUUUCUGGCUUAGUUUUGCACUUUCUCCCCUAAGAAUCCUGAUAGCCACAUGAUUUCAUUGCCAAAAACA
This is a messenger RNA of Dipodomys spectabilis (banner-tailed kangaroo rat), 2044 nucleotides long. It is a transcript of the gene Znrf1, whose product is annotated as zinc and ring finger 1. The transcript has 5 exons. The coding region runs from base 372 to 1055 and encodes 227 amino acids. The record is from RefSeq and is a predicted model, not a curated record. Lineage: Eukaryota; Metazoa; Chordata; Mammalia; Rodentia; Heteromyidae.